AUUGAUACAACAAUUCUACCUCAAAAUCAUGAACCGAAGAUAAACUCCUUAAGAACUGACUAGGGCCAGGUAGAAGUCACUAUGGCCGAGUUCUAUCGUGCCGCACAAGUUGCCACUCGAGCGACAUCUCUACUUCUAAGCUCUACUCCAAGAUGGACAUCACAAACAUUCUUAGUCGCAUCAGGAUCUCGAAUGACCAGUGCGCGACAAUUGUCGACGACACAAGCCUUCCGAUCGAUUGAAGCCAACAAUGGGGCUAGGGACCCUGCUUCCCCCGCGAAGUCACCCACAUCUCAUACGCAGAACCAAAGUUACUCUUCCGCCAGUUGGCCCAGUUCCUCCAGAGAAUCCCGACAAACUGAAGAAGACAAUAUCGUGAUCAAGAAGCCAGAUAUAUCAGCUUACGAUGAAGACCCAUUAAUCACAGAAGUUGAUUUCGAUUCAGGCGAACUGAACAAGAGCAAAAUCGUAGAACAGCGCCCCGCUCCCGUACGGCCCCCUCUACGACUGGUCCCACGAACCGGCCGUACCGUCCAUGUCAGAAACAACGUCGAUGUGGCUAGGUCUUUCAAACUUUUAUCAAUCCAGGUAAACCAGAACAGAGUACGACAAGAUUUCUCACUACAGAAAUUCCACGAGCGACCAGGUCUCAAGCGAAAGAGGUUAAAGAGUGCUCGAUGGCGGGCAAGAUUUAAGAAGGGAUUCAAGGCUUGCGUCACCAGAGUUAGGGAAUUAACGAAACAGGGCUGGUGAGAUCCCCAUCUACCAUGUGUACGAUAUCAAGAUCGACCCA
This is a messenger RNA of Hypoxylon trugodes, 793 nucleotides long. RefSeq lists its product as uncharacterized. Gene Ontology annotation, cellular component: mitochondrial small ribosomal subunit; ribosome. Gene Ontology annotation, molecular function: structural constituent of ribosome. Lineage: Eukaryota; Fungi; Ascomycota; Sordariomycetes; Xylariales; Hypoxylaceae. Bases 82 to 753 code for a protein of 223 amino acids. Gene Ontology annotation, biological process: mitochondrial translational initiation; translation. The record is from RefSeq and is a predicted model, not a curated record. The transcript is spliced from 2 exons.